Daphnia carinata is the source of this 1097-nucleotide messenger RNA. RefSeq names its product ras-related protein Rab-34-like (gene RabX5). Gene Ontology annotation, molecular function: GTPase activity; GTP binding. Bases 137 to 955 code for a protein of 272 amino acids. Lineage: Eukaryota; Metazoa; Arthropoda; Branchiopoda; Diplostraca; Daphniidae. The record is from RefSeq and is a predicted model, not a curated record. The transcript is spliced from 8 exons.
ACCCUAACAGUUGUCGAUCUUUAUUAAGGAACUAACUGCACUCUCUGGCUACCGUUGCGUGCUUCCUUUGAAUCCUUAAACAAAGUUGAAGACCUUCUCCUCAGCUAUUUUGCACGGAACGUUUCUUCAAGUUUGAAUGCGUCAAUCCCGCUCGGCGACUCUAAAAAUGAUAGUGGACAAAGCCCCCAAUGACCGGCAAAUCAACAAACUUCCUCAGCCCUACCUGAAAUCGAGUACACCUUACGCAGGUUCGGACUUCCGACCGGAGGUCAAGUCAGCAUGCCUUUCCCAUCGAUUGAUCUCGGCGAGUUUAAAAAUAUCGAAAAUUAUUAUUCUGGGGAACGUAGCAGUGGGCAAGUCUUGCCUUGUUAAUCGAUUUUGCCAUAGUGUCUUUGAUCAGAAUUACAAGGCAACCAUAGGAGUCGAUUUUGAAGUUGAAAGAUUUGAUAUCCUCCAAGUGCCUUUCAAUUUGCAAAUAUGGGACACCGCUGGGCAGGAAAGGUUUAAAUGUAUUGCAUCGUCUUAUUAUCGUGGUGCUCACGCGGUUGUUGUUGCCUUUGAUUUGACAAAUCUCUAUUCAUUGUCCUCUUGCCCUGCUUGGUUGGAAGAUGCGUUGAAGGCUAAUACUGUCCGUCCUCUUGUGUUUUUGGUUGGUACCAAAAGGGAUUUAUUGUCAGAAGCUGCCUACAAACAUGUAGAAGAUCAGGCGACACGCAUGGCCCGCGCUCUUCAAGCCGAAUAUUGGUGCGUUUCAUCUAAAUUCGGAUUGAACGUUGAUGCAUUUUUCCAACGUAUUGCGGCUUUAACUUUUAAUGUGUCUGUAUCACAAGAAUGUCGAGAAAUUGAUCCGUCAAGAGAAAUUGGUAACGGUCUUGUCACUCUGAAGAAAUCUGAAAACCCCAUAGGCGGUAUGGAGAAAAGAAAGCGGUUGAAAAAUGGUUGUUGCAAUAGUUAAAUCGUUCAAAUAUGGACACCGAACAAUGAAACAAAUUUCAAAUUGACGAAAAUGCAUCGCGAUGAAUGCAAAUGCCUUGUUUUUUAAAUAAAAUGUACUGCAAAAGAAAUAAUAAAGACGAAUAGUUCUGCAUUUUCUUGAA